Messenger RNA from Cimex lectularius (bed bug), 2102 nucleotides. RefSeq names its product ionotropic receptor 40a (gene Ir40a). The record is from RefSeq and is a predicted model, not a curated record. Lineage: Eukaryota; Metazoa; Arthropoda; Insecta; Hemiptera; Cimicidae. Bases 69 to 2018 code for a protein of 649 amino acids. Gene Ontology annotation, molecular function: glutamate-gated receptor activity. Gene Ontology annotation, cellular component: membrane. The transcript is spliced from 16 exons.
CGACACUCAUCAUUCUAUCUUUCUGGCCACUGUUUCAUUGUUGCUUUGUUGGCUUUACUGCUUCAGAAAUGUCUUCACUCAAAACAAUUUUUGUAGUGGCUUUAUUCCUAAUGAUAUGUGAGAGCAAGACUGCGCAUAAGAACCUCAUGUUAAUUAAAUGCAUCAAGGACAUGGCAGCAGCUUUACCUACAAAAGAACUGUCUCUUGUAUUUGAUUAUGACUAUGAUGAAGAUUUUAUUAAUGAUUUUAUUAUAUCUUUGUUCAAUUCUGGAUUGAAAGCUGUUGUUUAUCAAUUAGAUAAUCCAAAACAAGAAGCCUCAUAUUUAAACAAGCUCUUAGAUGACAUGAAAAUGAGAAUGGAUGGUUAUACGAGUGCAGAGUAUUUCAUAUUUGCAAAAAAAUCAGUCGCAGAAGAUAUUUUACAGAUGAUAUCAUCUGAAAAUCUAGCAAGACGCAAUGUUAUAUUUCUAUUCUUUUGGAAAGGUAAAAAAAUAAGCUAUAAAUUUUCUAUUAACAUACAAGAAGCAAUGCGCAUUUGUGUCAUUACAAGUCCUAGAUAUGGGCUAUUUAAGUUAGGUUAUAGCCAAGCACGGCCAGAUGGUAAAAACACUCUGGACUUGGUAAAUUGGUGGACAGAAAAUUAUGGUUUAUUCCAACAACCUCUUCUACCAAAAGCUUCAAAAGUGUAUAAAAACUUCAAAGGAAGAGUAUUCAAUAUUCCUGUUUUACACAAGCCGCCUUGGAACUUUGUUACUUAUAACAAUGACACUAUUGAAGUAAUAGGUGGAAGAGAUGACAAACUGUUAAGACUACUCUCGUCUAAACUGAACUUUGAAUAUGAUUAUUUUGAUCCGCCUGAUAGAAGUCAAGGUUCUGCCAUCAUUAAUGGUACAAUGCAAGGUGUGCUUGGCCUAAUUUGGCAAAAAGAAGUAGAAAUGUUCAUCGGUGAUUUAACAGUUACAUACGAAAGAAGCCAAGUGGUUGAAUUUUCUUUUCUAACCUUAGCUGAUAAUGAAGCUUUUUUAACGCAUGCACCUGGUAGAUUAAACGAAGCUUUGGCCUUGAUAAGACCAUUCCAAUGGCAGGUAUGGCCUGCAGUCAUUGUUACUAUUUUUAUUUCUGGACCCUUUCUAUACAUGCUGAUUUUGGCAUCCACAGAAUGGAAAAUAACCAGUAUAAGUAAGCUAUGGGAUUGUAUAUGGAUAACAACAUCGAUUUUCCUCCGACAAAGUAUCACUGAUUGUUUCAAAGUAGACCGAGUCAGAAUUUUAAUUGCCACAAUGUAUUUGGUAUCAACUUAUGUAAUUGGUGACAUGUAUUCAGCUAAUUUAACCUCGAUGUUCGCUCGACCUGCUAGGGAAAAGCCAAUUACCACUUUGGAACAACUAGAUAAAGCUAUGGCAUUUAAGGGAUACCAACUUUUAGCGGAAAGACACAGCGCUUCACAUGCAAUUUUAGAAAAUGGCACAGGGCUUUACAAAAGUAUAUGGGACAAAAUGAAAGGACAGUUGGAAUAUCUUCUAGAUUCAACAGAGGACGGAAUGAAAAUUGUCAAAAAGGAAAAGAAUUUCGCAUUAAUAGGUGGCAGAGAAACAUUCUUUUAUGAUACAAGGCGAUUUGGCGUUCAUUAUUUCCACCUGAGUGAGAAACUUUUUACCAGAUAUUCAGCUAUUGCUCUCCAGAUCGGAUGCCCUUUUAUACAUAAUUUUAAUGAAAUCCUCAUGAGAUUAUUUGAAGCAGGAGUCCUUACAAAAAUAACCGAGGACGAGUAUCAAAAGCUGAAAGAGAAACAGCCAAGCAAAGCUCCAAAAAAACAGACCGAAGUCGGUGAAGGUAAAGUGCAAAAGGAAAACGAUACAAGAUUAAAAGCAAUGAGUAUGAAAACACUUCAGGGUGCAUUUUAUGUCCUGAUAGUCGGCUAUAUAAUGGCGGGUGCUGCAUUGUUGGGAGAAAACAUAAUGAAGCAUCAAAUGGAAAAACCAAAAAGAACUAAACGAACUUCCAAUGCAAAAGAUUGAUAAUGAUGCUUUAUAAAUGAUACGCACAAGUUCUAUAUGAAAGUUCAGCACAAAAACACUGUAACAGUAAUAAAAUAUUUAAUA